Messenger RNA from Babesia bovis T2Bo, 1303 nucleotides. RefSeq lists its product as uncharacterized. The transcript has 3 exons. The record is from RefSeq and is a predicted model, not a curated record. Bases 101 to 1273 code for a protein of 390 amino acids. Lineage: Eukaryota; Apicomplexa; Aconoidasida; Piroplasmida; Babesiidae.
ACAAGGUUGUUGGUCUAGAUAAAGAAUACUUCCCAAGUGAUAUUGAUCUCGAGCGGUACUAUUUUAAGUAUACACCUUUUAUCACAGGGCUAUUAACAACAUGUUGUUUAGUGGAUCGUUACUACAACCCUUAUAUCGGCGUGUUCCAGGAAGAUUGUACUCCGUGGGUGGGUCAUGUUCAGGAACAUCGACAACUGGAUAUGGCAACUAUACCGGCAUUGUUGGACACCGUCGAAGUACCUGGAAUAUUACCACACCAUCGCAUCAUCCAUAUGGUCAGGAUAUUACAAUAGAUGUCUAUACACUCCGAUUUCCUAAGGGUCGGUUAUAUUUUUCAUCAUUUUCCGAUAAGCUCCCGAGGAGUAGUGAAUAUGACCAUGCGUAUAUAAAAGCACUUGAGGAACGAAUAUCAAAGCAUGCAGCAGCGGCUGUUGCGGAAUAUCUAGACCAACAGCGAGCGUCGAACAAAAACAAAACACGUAUUAGCACUGCUGGUAUUGUGUUAUUAGUGAUCCUGGCAUGUGGAAUGACAGUUUUAUACGUGGAGAGUGUACGUCAAUCUGUAUCAGCGGCUACAGGUAAUGCCGCUGGGGGAUUAUUAUACAGUAAAACAUUCCUAGACCAAUCACUGCGCUUUUUGGAUAAAUUGGCGCAAGACUUUCUGAAUGACCCAGCCACUGAAAAGCUUCUAUGCAAGAAGAUUGAGGAGUUGCUUGUCAAAUCGCAAGACGCCAUAAAUCAAAUGGUAAUGCGCGUUCUAAAGGAUGAAGGUGUUGUUAACAUGGCCUAUGAGCUAAGUUGUGACGUGUCGGAGAUGCUGUGCAAGGACCCGGAAAUUAUCCAACUAGUAGGGCAGCUGCUGCUGGAUGCAAUUUACACCGAAACUGCCGUUGACGGAGCUGCUAAAUGGGUGGUUGCAUUAACGGAGCGAGAGGAUGUAUCUGCUUCUCUAGAAAAUUUAAUAUGUAAUCGUGUUUUCGCAGAUGCCAAGAUACAGUUGGAAGCGCUCAAUUUCUGCAAGGACGUGACGGCACGAUUCCUUAGGGACCAAGAGACUAGAAGGGAGUCUCUCGCGUUUCUCAAGUCACUUCUCGAGCGACCAUCACUUCAAGCACAGAUAUCACAGGCUCUACUUGGUGUGGUUAAACACAGCAUAUACCCACGAUGGCUAAUGACACAGGAAGGAACUACUAUCACAGGACUCCCAAAGCAAAUAGAAAGGAGUGACAAGCCACUGGAGCACACCUCACCUGAAGCGUUGCGUUUUUUCUAGGAAAACAAUGAUCACACCACCAAGCCAUAA